AUGGCUGCCGCCAGAGGAAAGCCCGUCGGCUCUGCGGCCUGGAUUUCUGGGGAAAAGGAAAAUGUGACGCGCUUGGUCGAGCAAGAGCUCGAAGAAGUCGAGUUCCCUGUCCGCCACGAACUCGAUUGGCUCAAUGAGCACAUGGCCGAGAUCUUCUCGAACAAUCAAUUUAACAUGACCGAGCUUCUCAAAACACCAGGCAAGAUGAGAGGCAAAACGCCUCGCACGGCACGCAAGCGCAAUCCAGACGAAUCUCGUGUGCCUCUGAAUGAGAUAUUCACAUCCUCGAACCAGAAGCCUAAAGUACCUUCAAAAUUUACUGCUGCUCUCGAGAAGACGGCUACAAUUUCGAAACCAUCCACCAAACCAUCAGAAAAACCAGUUUCGAAACCAGCUGAGGAGCAAUUCGAUAAGAAACCUGUCGAACCAAACCAGAAAACAAUCGCGCCAUCUGGACAACCAGUUCAAAACAAGACGGAGAAAACAGGUGCUAGUGUUUCUGUUUCGAAAGGCAAAGAACCCGUACGCGACCAACCUGUCAACAACAGCAAGGCACUCAAUUCUUUCUCUACGUAUAAUACCGAUUCCGGCUAUCACGGACUUCCCGAUGAAGAAGAAGAAGAAGAAGAAGACGAGGUUAUCCUGGCUGCCACACAAAUAAUUUCCGACAGCCCAGAACCAGCGGAUGCGCAAGCUGUAGCAGGCCCGUCUACACAACCGCUCGAGGUUGAUACAACACCCAAAGGACCACAUAGAAAGAGUGAGUCGGUUGACAGGCGCACGACUGAUCAAUCAUUCCACUCCGCUCAGGAAAAUUUCCGGUCUCGUGGAGAAACUGUGGAGCCAAUGGAUGUUGCAGAAGAUCACCAAGAAAUAGCAGACGAGGUCACUCCUCGUCCAUUCCCUAAAGCAGGACAAGAGCAAUCCGAAUCUCCGACUCAACCGGAAAAAAUGAUUGAAACCCAGUCUGACUUCAGCGAUGGACAUGAUCAGGAUGAAGAUAUGUCCCUUGACGAAAACUUUGACAAUCUUGGAUCUCCAUCCGACAAUUCGACACCUGCUCGCCCUCCUAUGCGGAAAAAGAGCAGCCUGAGUUUUGCAUCACUACCUGCUCGGGAGCCGUUGAUCAAGAAAAGAAUGUCUCGCACUAGUCAUCUGGAUAUGAUUAAACCAACUGGACCAGGCCGUCAAAGCUACUUUGGUGGCCAAGGGGAAGGGCUAAAACCAUCUACCCUCGGUCUCAAUAUGGAGACAGAGGAUCUGGAUCUGGACAAGAAACAAAAAUCAUUGCAGGCCGAGCCUGAUGACGGGUAUGGAACUUCAAAGUCGUCAACGCAGCGGACGCAGAGACUGCAUGAUAAGAUUAGUAUGCUCGGCAAGACUCAGGCACCAAGGUCAACAAAAUCUAUCGCGCCAUCACAAAGCACCUCUCAACUCAAUUAUCCUGAUUUGCCAAGUAACAAGUCCAACACUGCCAUCAAUGAGUCUACAUCUACAUCAGCGAUGACAAGUCAAGAUGACUGGAUCAAGCCCUUGAAAUCGCCUCACAAAACAACUAUUCCGAAGAGCCAGACAGCGGAUGUCAUGGAGCUUGUCGCAGGGAGCGACUCAGUCGGGAAACUUGAAAAAGGAAAGCUCGCACGUACUGAAACGUUCCACGACCUGCGUGACAAACGCUCACCCACGCCAAAGGGCUCGGUGUUUUCUGCUUUCGGCCACCAUAAAUCAGCAUCUACAUCUACGCCCCCUGCUGGACGAUUCGAACAAGCUGCAAUGCCCGCCUCUAAUGUGGAUGUGGAGUCUACGACACCCUCCGUUUCGCCGAGACGGUUUGAUGGCACAACGAGUGGACCAAAGUCCAAGUUUCAGUCGAUAAUGAAGUCGGCAAAGAGUCUUUUCUCUAGCAGUGCGAGUAUUUCUGCGGCUGCUAAACUGGAAACGCUCUCCUCUCCUAGUGCUUCUCGCUCACAGCCCAACCUCUCGCAACCCCUAUCUAGCCCUCAAAGGUUCUCCCCAAGCCCGCAAAGAGCUCCAAUGCGGUUUCAAAAUAUGACCGAGUUGGAUAAACCUGAAAGGAACAACAAACCACAGUACGCACUAGAAGACCCUUUUGAGGAACCCCGGGUUCGUCAAGAAAAAGCACAACCUAGCAGCAAACCAGAUAAAAUCGAGAAGGCGUCGACAAAGGAGCGUGACAUGCGUGAAACUUCUGCUCCCUCUCAACAAGCUGUGCAAGCAAAUGCAACGAAAAUUCAAAAAGCCCCGCCACAUGUUCCAAGGGACGCUGAAAUUCUUAAUGACGCCGAACAUAAAUUUCCCCUUCCACCUAGCAUGUCUCAUGCUCCUCCUGCUCAGCCCGCUCAGCCGGCCCAAUCUACGAAACUGAGACCUAUGAAGCCAACGAGAGAAGUUUCUCAGAAGCCAAAACCACAGCCAAUGUCGAUCCGUGUCGGUAGUACACUGACCCGUGUGCCGAUGGCUUCAUCAACGUCUUACCUUCCGGAGCCUACUGCGGCUCCGACACCAGGGACAACCAAGCAGCCCAAUCUUUCCAAGAAAGCUAGCAAUUCUUCGCUACAGACUACCGCGUCAAACACGAGCUUCAAGAGUUCAGUGUCUAGCCAAUCGCAGCGGAAAGCGCAAGAUGAACGGGAAGCGGCAUUGCGCAAGGAUGAACAGAAAAAGCGAGCUGCACAACAGAAGCAGCAACAACAGGAAGAAGCUCGACGCGUGGAACGAGAGCGGUCUGUUGUGGAAGACCAAAAGAAAGCAGCCCAACGACAAGUUAUUGAGCAACGCCGGCUCGAAAAUUCGCGCCUAAGACAGGGCAGCCAGCCACCCAAACCGGCAAACGACAUGGGAUCAUCUCUACAACAGGACAAGACAGCUCAACGGGCUGACCCAGGUCCGACACGGCCACCCUCACGAUUGGGCUCCACUCUGCAGUCUUUCAAUCGAUCUAUUAACCAGCCCCCAACGAACCCUGCUAAGCCAGCAAAGAGGCCAUUGGAUGACGAGCCCCAAACUCGAUCGGCAGCACCUGCCUAUCGCCCGUCUGAAAAGCCAGCCGAUGCAAAGAGGCGGAGGACUGAGGACGAAUAUAACCAACAACUUAACCAGCCUCCGCCACUCAAGCAACAGCCAAUUCGCAAGGAAAAUGGAAAGCUUUCACUUAUGGGACACGGCUAUCCACAAGUACCUCAGCCGGGUGUCUCGGUGUACAAGGCGGCGCCCGUGCAGCAAAGUGCAUCAGGUCGGCAGCUGAAGCACGGUGCUCCCAUUGACAUGACACAAUACACCAGUGGGAAGAUACCGUUUGCGCCGAGCAACCCCCCUGCAACGACAGUUCACAAGACCCCCAGUCACAAGACAGCUAAUCUUGCAGCUCAACGAGCGCCGGCGAAAGUGUCCCCGCAAUAUCCUCCUAGCGAGAGCAUUCACCUGCCCGAGCCUAACACUGAUAGCGAGGACGAAGACUCCGAUGCUGACAUGCUUCCCGUUCCUGAUUGGGCCCAGACGGACGAGCUUCAGAGGGCCUUGGCGACUCAGGAGGACUUGCCAACGGAACACAUUUUCGGAAGUAUCGCGCCGUUUAUGAUGGAGGAGGUCUUCAGCAAGGACAAGAAGUUGAAAAAAUUCCGCGAGCGCACGAGCAGCGCCAACUGGGGCGGACCGGACGGCUUAACGCAGGAAGAGAUCAGCCGGGACCAGGCUGCGCGACAGCGACUGCGCACGAACGGGCAGUGGUCGUACCAUGUAUCACGGUGA
Messenger RNA from Talaromyces rugulosus, 3768 nucleotides. RefSeq lists its product as uncharacterized. The record is from RefSeq and is a predicted model, not a curated record. The coding region runs from base 1 to 3768 and encodes 1255 amino acids. The transcript is spliced from 6 exons. NCBI's taxonomy places the organism in Eukaryota, Fungi, Ascomycota, Eurotiomycetes, Eurotiales, Trichocomaceae.